Molecule: messenger RNA, 8298 nt
Organism: Symbiodinium necroappetens
Lineage: Eukaryota; Dinophyceae; Suessiales; Symbiodiniaceae
Source: the annotation of a GenBank genome assembly
AUGGGACGAGGAAGAGGACAAAAAUGGGACGACAGCUGGGACACACGUCAGCCCCAGCAUGGCUCACGUGGGCGUUUAUGGCGUGGUGCCUGGAGUGCAUCGCCGUCAGUGCCGUGGCGAAGACCUACGGAAGCUCCCAGUCCGAUCCCCGGUUAUACAUCCCGACCGGUUACCUCGGAGCCAGCGACAGCCAUGGACCAUAUGGGUACGGAUGCAAGAGCCACCUUGGUCCCGCGUGUACAACAGGCGCUCAAUCAUACUCGGAAGAUGGAAAUCAAGGUGAAGAAGCUUGUCAACGAGAAGGAAAGGAAUAUAAAGCAGUGGCAGGCCUGGGAGAAGGACAUGAAGAACAAGUGGAUUCAGGAAAAGGCGAGACAUGCUCGCGACCUGGACCGCCUGGACAAAGACAUUUCCGAUGCAGUCGAGAUGCAGGAGGAGGCGAGAGAAGCUCUCCAGUCUGCAUUCUUGACGGCCACGCAUGCGGAAGUGGAAACGGUGGCACAGCCGAGCGAUGCCGACUGGGAUGCAGUUGUUCAGGAAUGGGACGAAGCUGCCGAUUUGGAUUUGCAAGGAGUUCUGAGCAGAGCCCUAGCACCGAGGCAGCGGGUCGUGGUGACGCCACAGCGACGAACUCUGGCACCCAUGUCUCCGCCGGCCACUACGUCUUCGAGAAGACCUCCACAGGAAUAUGUCGAGGCAGAAGUGCCACCCGCACCGGUCAGGGAGACACCGACGAGGGAGGAUGGAGUCUUUCGAGAUCCUUAUGGCACUCCGCCUGGCGCCCCUGGCCUGACUUCUCCCAACACCCUGGCUCAUGGGAUUGGAGCAAUGGCACUGUCUGUACCUCCAGAGUCGACUGCUGCAGCUCCCGGCCCAGGCACUGGACGACGGGACCUUUCUCAGCCCAGAGUUUUUACUUCUCAAGCACAACCGCGGCCGGAUGUCAAGCAAGAUGCAAGGCCGUCGAAGCCUCACCCUGUACCAGCAUCAGGGGUCCCUCUGGCAGAUCGGCUCAUGGAAAAGCGCCAAGGUGGCCGUCAGGCAAUGCAGGCCUUCGGGGUAAAGCCUGUCAAUCUCGCCACGGUGCCACCGACAAGGAGGAUCGAGAUCCACAACGACGACGAGGACAUGGAGGAGCUAGAAGAAAAACCUCCCGAGGAGGUUUGGGCAAUGCCUCCCGGAGCCCCGGAAAUCCUGAAUUCUUUGCAAGUCUUGCUGAAAGACGCUUUUGAGGGAAGUUUUGAUAGGCUAGUUCCUCUCGUGCCUCAGAUGCACAGCAGUUAUGUUCAGAUGGUUGCAUACCCUUCGAUGCUUGACGCUGAUGGGUCUUAUGGUGUAGCAGUUGCUUUCGACCUCAGCCGCGUAGGAGGGGACUUCUUUGUCACAGUUGUUGCCAGGGUUCUCAGUGAAGCUGAUCUGAUACGAUUCGUUCGGCCACUGACCUAUCACCAUCUGGAGGUUCUGCAUUUCUACAUUGGUGAGGCAGCAGAACCCUGCGCCGAUGCAGCUACCUUCACUCUGCGACAUGGCACAGUCAUCACGGUCCUCUCACCUGGGCUGCUGACUGCGAGGAAUUUUGCACUGCAAGAUGUGCUCCUUCCCGAUGUGGAGUGGGCACAGAUGCAGCAUGUGCCUCGUUGCCUCCGAACGCCAGGAAUCUGUCUACUGUCCGGAAGCCUUCGAUACCGGAUUAGGCAGGACCACCAUACUAGGCGCACCAUUCCUGAAGCUAUUGCUGUUGUGCUUGAUUGUGAAAGAAGUGACAUGACCUUCUGCACAUCCUUUUGCUUCGGUAACCUGUCCGUGCAAGGCGAACCGUGUGAUCGGGUUAUUGCCGCGGCCUUGAUGCCUUCACCUGAGGCCUUGCCUGACGGUAUGCACCGAAGGGAUGUCUGGACUUUCUGCGACUACAGGCCGUUGGGUUUCAAGCCUAAAUGCCAUCUGUCUCAUGUUUUGCGAGUCCAUGUGCCUUCCCUGCUUGCACUUGAUGGCAUUGUGAUUCCGCCGCACUUCGACCUGUCUGUCGAAGGGGGGAUUUUACAGGGAGACGAAGUCGUUGUUCAACACAAUACCACUCUGGUUUUUCGUGCCAAGCCUUUGCAGGCCUCCAGCCCAGAGGAUGACCUCUUAUCGUGGCCUCCCGAUGAUGACGAUGAUCCUGAGGAUAGUGAUAAGGGUGAUACGGAUCACAGGCCUUCUGACCGAGGUGAGGCAGGCGAUUCAACUGCCGGUGGAUCCUUCCAUGUGCCCAAAGCCCGGGAGACAAUUUCCCGCAGUCGUUCCCCCGUUGCCAAAGACCGUGCUGCUGAUGCCACCGCGGCACAGACAGCUUGUCUCGCGCAGCCUGCCAGAACACCCACGCCGCCUCUACAAACAUGUCUAGGACUUGACGUGCAAUCUGCAAGCCCUUUGACCACAUGGGAGGUGCCAGAGGAUAAGCAGCCCGACCUUGCAGGUGAUAGGUUUCGUGGCACUAUCGAUGGGGCUGAUGACAGCUUGCCUCGGCUUGAGCAAAUGCUUGACAGGCCUAAUUUCAGAGAUGGGCCGCCUCUUCCUAUUGAUGCUGAAGAGGUUUUAAGAGUCCGAACAGGUCUCGCCGCUGACCCGCCCGGGCCCUGGGUUGAUGUCCCCUUCUUCAUUUAUUCGCCUGGACAUGCCCCUGAAGUCUUGAAUUUGCCCUUGUGUACGCCUUGCAGCUUGCAAGAAGCUCUGCAUGCGAUUGCCGAAUGCCGAGAUGACGAGUUGUCUCGCCGGUUUCCAGAGGUUGUCGUUUGCGAGCCCCAACCCGACCUGGCCUUUGCGGCGCUUCUUGCUGUGCCAGCCUGGGCUUACGGCGAGGCUGUGGUGCUUUUUGAUUGUCGCCAGAUUAACCGAUCUCUGUUUGCGGCUGUCGUGUUUCCGCGAAUCAAUCGCGAAUCUCUCUGCUUGGCUGCAGGCUUGCCCACUAGUUUGAAUGUGCAGGUUUAUGUGCAAGGGUUGCCUUGGGCUCUUGGCGCCUGGCAACUGGUUGACCUUCAUAUCGGUUCGACCGUUACCUUCGCGCCUGCUGGGAGCCGUGCACCUAGGCAGAGGAGGCUCUCGGACAUGCUUGCAGGAGCAGACCAUUGGGACUCGCAAACUCCUGUCCCAGCUCCGCCUGGGGAUCAUUACCUUGCACUCACUGAAGGCAGACCUGCGAUUUUUACUGUGCGAGCCGAACGACGAUCAAGCCAUCGAGCAGACAUCGCUGCUCUCCUUCAGUACGAAGAGUCACGUAUGACUCUUUGUGCCUCAAAGCCGCAGAUAAGGGAUGCAGUCUACAAUGGCUUCCAUGUCAAUGCCGUUGUCGCUGCGACAGAAGCCAUAAGCAGAUUACCCGUGCCACCAGCCAGGGUUUCGCCGCCCAAAUGGAUCCUCUUUCUCGAUCUUCGUGACAUUUUUCUGCCGAUUAAGUGGAUCUUGCUUGAUCAAGAUUGCAUCUCCGUGCAAUACUUGCUGCGCAUGUACCAGGACAGACACCCAGAAGGCUUUGUCUUGUCAAUCACUGGAGCCCCAAUUGAGGAUGGGGCAGUCACCGAGUUACGUGAGCCUUUCUUCCGAGUGGCGAAUGGGCAUGUCCUACACUUCGCCUUUGUUGCCGACAGUGCCUCUGACAGUGAGGAUUUUGGACAUGGAAAUUUCGAGGAGGGUCAAGAAUCCGAGGCGCUUUCCCUUGCCGAUCCUGUGAUCCAUGAAGAAGGCCGUGAUACUCCUGCUGGUCAGGCUCGUGAACAUGAUCACGUGUCUGAUGCCCAAGGUGACAAUGAGGAUGCUGUUGCUACUGAAGGACCCGGUCCAAGGCAGGGAAGUGCCAACCUACCCAGCAGUGGCAGCAGCAGUUCAAUCGAGGCUCCUAUUCCGAUACGAGCCAGUUUCGCCUUGCUGAUUCCUGGCUUCGCCCCAGAAGCGGUCUCUCUUCCCAUAGAGAUUCCUGCUCAACUUGACCAUGUCAUUGCCCUGCUCCAAGCCAAGCGAGAUCCUGCAUACGCUGCUGAUUUCCCUGUGAUCACACCUGUGUUGCGUCAGCCUGACGCGCGUUGGGGAGUAUGCGUCGCUUCCACAGAAUGGGCUCCACUGAAUACCACUGUCUGUGUGGACAUUUCUUUUGGCGAGCAGAGGGUCUUCGCCGCGCUUGCACCUGCCACUGCGGACAAGUGGAUUUUGCUCGAGGUCGCUGGCCUCCCCUUGUCUGAUGAUUUUGAUGUGUACUGUGACAGCAUCGGACCUCUUCACAACACUGAUGUUGUCGAACUCGGUCUAGGAAGUGUCAUCUGUGUCGUACGCCAUGGGCAGGCCAGGCCCUGGACUAUGACCCUGCCCGAAAUGCUUGGCACACAUUUGCCUUGGGAUGAUUCCCAGCCCCUUCCAGCUGAUGUUGACACUGACCGUGUCUGCCUAGCAUGCGUUGAUGGGGUGCGCGUGUUUCCGCUGUUAGCCAAUCGGGCACAUCUUUAUAGAGAAGAUAUUGCAUCCAGGCUGCAUUGCCCGUCCAUGCUCCUCCAGCUUGUGCCGGCACAGCCACGACAGUCAGAUACGUCCUUUUAUGGAUAUCCUUGUCGCACGGUCACUGCUGCGCUCAACCGUGGUACCUUCGCGGCCGACUCACAACCUGCUGUUGCCCUUGUCGAUGUCCGCAGGGUUUACAGAGGAUGGAUGCCGUGUCUAGCUCCGGGUGCUGCCGGCAGCUGCAAUGCCGGCAACGAAUCAGGGCCAGCGAUUGAUGGCCCACCUCCAUUUGAGGCUAGUGAUUUUGAACCCUUGUUGAGUGAUGUGCGAGCCGUAGACUUGCAGCAUUUCGCGAGCCAACUUCGGGGUCAGAACUUACCCGGGAUAUGGUGCUUUACCGACGGCUCCUUCUACGCAGCCAAAGCGACUCAGCCAGCAUUUCUUGGAUGGGCGUGUCUUUUUCUCCAACCAGACACAUUCAGCCUCAGCUGGGCUGCCGGCCGAGUCGAUCUUGAGCUCUUUGGUGAUCACUCACAGCCUUCCGCGUUCCUGUCAGAAUGCAUCGCACUCAUGGCGGCCCAGCUCCUCAGUGCCACUGAGUUUGUGCAUGUGCCGGUGCAUUUCCGCUCUGACUGCCAAGCUGCUUUGUCCGCCAUGCUUGGCCAAGCACAAGGACAACCUAGUACCUGCGCGCUGGCAGCCUGCAAUGCGCGCACUUUCCGCGCGCAAACCAGCGGCCAUCCCGAUACCUACGCGUACGUGGAGGGACAUGCAGGGGUUCUAGGUCUUGAUGCUCUCGACCUCUUGGCACCCUUCAUGCCAUCGUACUUGAAGCAAGCUGUACCUGCAGAAGAUGACGGCAAUCCCAACACGGUUUGUGAGUACAAACUUGCACUGACUGCCGGUCUGGCCUUUCAAACCGGAGCCCCGGCUAUCCUUGAGAGGCAGUUGCAUGCCCACGGUGUGCAUGAUGGCGCCAGGAUUCUGUCCGACAGCAACAGCCAAUUCUGGACCCUCCAAGCCAGCCGCGUGACCGUGCUUCACACUGAUUGGUGGCUUGAAACCCAUCGCCUGAUCAAGCGCUUCCGGAAGCGUGAGUAUGUCUUGAUAGGAGGGGAUUUCAAUGCAGCUGUCGGAUCGCAGCCAACACCGCAAUUUGGAGAUCUCGAUCCUGAGCCUGAAGAUUGCGCUGGUAAGCAAGUGCAGACAGUUGCCGCGGAAGGUGAUCUGUUCGCGCCAAACACCUUCGCGUCCUAUCACCGCGGAGAUUCUUUCACAUACUAUCAGAAGCGAAGCACAUGCGUUUUACGUACUGACUACAUCCUGCUGCCGACCGUUUGGCAGGCUGGUUCAGUCGAAUCGUACACGGCACCCAAAAUUCACGCCGGGCAUCCAUCACAAGAUCAUGUUGCCACUUGUGUGGAUGUCGAUCUCAAACUCGUGCGUCCUAGGGCACGAACUGAGAAAGGCCGUCGGAAAAUACGUGCAUCUGAUGCGCGUGAUUCAGCAAAUCGCGACAGCAUCAGGGACUUGUUACGAUCUGUGCCCAUCGUUCCAUGGCAGACCUCCUCCCAUGCCCAUGCAGCGAUCGUUACCAAGCAUGUGCAGGAUGGUCUUCAGCAAGUGCUACCCCAUAAGACCACCACACCCAAACACCCCUACAUCCGCCCCGUCACUUGGCAACUGCAGCAGCGAUCCGGGGACACUUUUGAGCAGCAGUACCUUGAUAACCCGUGGGUCAUCAAGGCUACCCUCAUUCAAAUUGUGCAGGUGCAGCACAUGCAUGCUGUUGCAAAAGCCCUGCGCGCUGCUUGCAAAUCUGACAGAGAUGAAUACAUCCGUGGACUCGCCGAUGAGGUUGCCCGUGGGCCUAACCAGCAGGUUUUUGCUUCGCUGCAUCGCUUGUUGUCCCACAAGCGCAAGAAGCCCUUUCACCUAGAGCCGCUCCCCACCCUGAAAAAACCUGAUGGGGAAGUCUGUGCAGAUUACCGUGAAAGGCUGGAAACCUGGCGUGCACACUUUGGCGGACUUGAAGGAGGCCAGCCGACCACUUUUCAGUUAUUGGCGGACCGAGCUCAUGCUGGGGAAUUUUGUCCCGACCGUGUAAAAGUUGCUCCGCAUCCGUCCUCGACUGCGGAAGUUGCCAGUCAGGCCACUCUCCAGCUCAUGUUGCGAGCCUCCAAGGUUGGCAAGGCAGCGGGAUUAGACAAUCUGCCGCCCGAAUUGUGCCACUUCUUUGCCACAGACCUUGCACCUGUCCUGUACCCCAUCUUUUUGAAGAUUGCAUGGAGGGGACAAGAGCCUGCGGGGUGGAAAGGCGGAUCCACAGUGCACUUUCACAAACGACGUGGCAAAUUCGACGAUUGCAAUUCGUAUAGGGCAGUUCUGCUGCUUUCGACUUGGGCAAAGGCUUGCCACAAAUGUCUGCGAGCACCCCUGAAGUCUCACUUCGAAGGUUCUGCCCCUGACUUGCAAUUGGGGGGCAAAACCGGCGGAUCUGUCGUUUUCGGCGCUCACCUUGUCAGGUCAGUCAUUCGCCGUGCCACCUCUCAAGGACAAGCCAGUUUCGUCAUUUUUGCAGACAUAGCCUCUGCCUUUUACAGUGUUGUCACGCAUUUGGUCGCGGGCCAUCAAGAGGGUUUUUCAGACCAAGACUUCAGUCGCCUGACUCACAAGCUGAACAUCACACCGGGUGAGCUUGAGGCCUUGCGCGAGCAUUUGCAGGCUCCUGACGCAAUGUCCUCAGCUGGUGCGACUCCGUGGCUGCAGAGCGUUACUGAACGCAUGUCGCAAAACAACUGGUUUUUACUGAAGGACGAUGAUACACCUGUUGUGUCCAUGCGAGGCACCAGGCCUGGAUCUUCCUUUGCUGACCUGGUCUUCGCUUUACUCGUACCCAAAAUCCUCGCCUUGCGUGACUCACUUCGGGGUUUUGAAGCUAGGAGCGAAGCCCCGGUGUAUCGAUGGGAUGGCGAGCGAACGCUCGCACCAUGCAUUGACGGUGAAGAAAUUCCUGUUAAAGACGUAAUUUGGGCUGAUGACCUUGCGGUCCCCCGAAUAUGCCGAGGUGUCCGGGAUAUUCGCGCCGCUGUUGCGGUUGAGACAAGCGCGCUGACUGACGCCUGCGGUGAACACGGUCUGACCUUGGCCUACGGCCAGCAUAAGACAGCUGGCCUGGUCACGGUGCGUGGUACCGGAUCUCGUUCGGUCAUUUGGCAAACGUCGAGGCAAAGGCGCACUUGCUCCGGACGCUUGUCCUUGCGCGUCUUACGCAAGGAGCAGGAUCCUGGCCAGACCUUGUCUGUCGAGAUCGACAAGCCCUUGGUACUACGUGUCUUGCCUGCGGGCGUUGCUAUGCUAGCAUUGGGACAUCCUGAAACCGAAGACCCCCCACACCCUCUUGCACCGCCCGGCGUCGCAGAGGGAACUUUUGUUCUGCAUGGCGACGAGCUGCCAACGAGGGGUGCUGACUGCCGGAACCUUUGUGCUCCUCUGCGAGAUAUGCUUGAGGGUCUUCAGGAUGUUGAUGAAUCUGAGGUAUGGGAGUGUGUCGCUUCCUUUGUCGAACCUUUGAGUGUGCUUCGUGCCACUGUGGCAGACUGGAAGGAGGCACACCUUCACAGCCCAUGGCAUCAAGAGGCUGGCGAAAACGUCCUUUUGCUCCUCGAUCCCGAGGUGUCUGCUGACACAUUUCCAGAUGAGAGGAAAAGCAAGCGGGCUACACAGGACACGUUGCCUGUUUGGGGUCCCUUGCAAGGCCUUGGACUCGUUGUUGAUGGCCCUGAACAUUCUGUGAGCCUCCCGAGUCCUCCCCCUGUCACGUUUGCGGUUGAU